Molecule: messenger RNA, 234 nt
Organism: Clunio marinus
Lineage: Eukaryota; Metazoa; Arthropoda; Insecta; Diptera; Chironomidae
Source: the annotation of a GenBank genome assembly
AUGCUCCACGUUCGUGAUUACAUACUUUGGGUAGAAGAAGGAAAAAAUACAAAAUAUCAUUUAUUCACUCCACAGUUUCCUCCGUCUCAUAGAAUGAUGGAUUUGCUUGAAGCAAAGGUUCAUUUGCCACUCAAUCCAGAUUGUUUUUCACAACAACAACUUUUUGCUUAUCAUCUGCGUGCACAUCAUAAACUGGAAACUUAUACUAGUUCUGGUGAUUUCCCUCGAGACUAG